CCCCACGGCCCGGCCAAGUGAUGUCACCCCCUCCCCCUGGCCCAGGCACAGGACGGUCUGGGAACCGCUCCAUCCCCACCCCUCAGGCAUAAAUAGGGCCUCCGCGGCCUGGCGGGGGAAGAGGCCGCCCUUGUCCCGGGGAGGAGAGCAGAAGGGUACCCAGAAGCGAGCGCCCCGUCCGCGAUGGCUCCCGCUGGCCUGAGCCUGGGGGCCGCCGUCCUUUGCCUCAUGGCCUGGGCUGGCCUGGCCGCCGGGGACCGGGUGUACAUACACCCCUUCCACCUCCUCGUCUACAGCAAGAGCAGCUGUGACCAGCUGAAGAGACCGAGUGUGGAGGCCCCCGCAGACCCAACCUUCACGCCCGCCCCGAUUCAGGCCAAGACGUCCCCCGUGGACGGGGAGGCUCUCCGGGAACAGCUGGUACGAGCCACCGAGCAGCUGGAGGCCGAAGACCGGCUGAGGGCCGCCAAGGUGGGGAUGCUGCUGAACUUCAUGGGCUUCCACAUGUACAAGAUGCUGAGCGAGGCGCGGAGCGCGGCCAGCGAGGCGGUGCUCUCCCCGGUGACUCUCUUUGGCACCCUGACCUCUUUCUAUCUGGGAGCCUUGGACCCCACGGCCAGCCAGCUACAGGCGUUCCUGGGCGUCCCUGGGGACGAUCAGAGCUGCACCUCCCGGCUGGACGGUCACAAGGUCCUGUCCGCCCUGCAGACCAUCCAGGGCCUUCUGGUCGCCCAGGGCGGGGCCAGCAGCCGGGCCAGGCUGCUCCUGUCCACGGUGGUUGGCCUGUUCACGGCCCCUGGGCUGCGCCUGAAGCAGCCCUUUGUGCAAGGCCUGGCUCCCUUUGCCCAGGUCACCCUCCCACGCUCACUAGAUUUGUCCACGGACCCAGAUCUCGCCGCUGAGAAGAUCAACAGGUUCAUGCAUGCGGUGACGGGGUGGAAGGUGGGCAAGCCCCUGACUGGGGUCAGCCCCGACAGCACCCUGCUCUUCAAUGCCUACGUCCACUUCCAAGGUAAGGCCAGCCCCUGGGCGGUGCAGAAGGCGUUGUUCCUGUCUCUACGGACGUCUCAACAGAGCUGGAUGAAGAACCUCUCUCCCCGGGCCAUCCGCCUGACCAUGCCUCAGCUGACACUUCAGGGGUCCUACGACCUGCAGGACCUGCUCGCCCAGACCAAGCUGCCCACCCUGCUGGGUGCCGAGGCGAACCUGGGCCAAAUCAGCGAUGCCAACCCCAGAGUCGGCAAGGUGCUGAACAGCGUUCUUUUUGAACUAAAAGCCGAUGAGGGAGAGCUGCCCACGGAGUCCGCCCUGCCGCUGGCUGGGCCCGAGGUCUUGGAGGUGACCCUGAACAGCCCGUUCCUGUUGGCCGUCUUGGAGCGCGAGUCGGCCGCCCUGCACUUCCUGGGCCGUGUGGCCAACCCGCUAAGCACCGCGUGAGGCCUGCCGCCAGGGCCACCAGGGUCACCACCCCAGCUCCGUCCCCUUCCACUGAGUCUGCCUGGAGCCGGAGAACAGAGAUCCUCUCUGGGACCCAGUGCUGUUACAAUGAGGAGCGGCCUCAGUCCUCAGGCUUCUGGGGGAAGGAUGUUUAGCUGCUCCCGAGAGAGCUUGAACACACCUGUUCGUUUGUGAAACCCCCAAUGGUUUCCGUUCUCAUGGACAAAUUGGGUUUUAAAAUGAAAACAUCCAUUUUUUAUUGCCCCAGGUUCACCUUUAGCUCACUGAGUGUGACAGGUGACCUGCAGGGGGUCCCACAAUGCUGUCCUUUCUCUCGGUUGCUCAGUGUUUCUUUCCCCUGAGACUUGUGGUUUUUGAAAAACACAUAACGAAAGUGUCUGAAUGUGCAUUAGAUGUAAUCCCACUGCUGAUUAUCCCUGUGUUAUUAAUAAAUGUCUUGCAACCAUUAGCAAAAAAGAAAA
This is a messenger RNA of Vicugna pacos (alpaca), 1919 nucleotides long. Lineage: Eukaryota; Metazoa; Chordata; Mammalia; Artiodactyla; Camelidae. The record is from RefSeq and is a predicted model, not a curated record.